AUGAACAGCAUGGCGGCAAAUGAGAAAUCGUUGCAUAGUAGAAAAGAAUCAUUAAUAUUAGAACUCUACAAAGUAGAGGCUGUAAAGUUUGGAAAUUUUAAGUUGAAAAGUGGCAUUGAUUCUCCAGUGUAUUUUGAUUUGCGCGUCAUCGUGUCUUAUCCCACUCUUUUGAAUGAAGUAGCUGAAAUGACAUGGGAGAUUGCUAGAUCAGCUGACUGUCAUUUUGACUCUGUUUGUGGAGUACCGUACACAGCGCUUCCAAUAGCAACAUGCUUCUCUGUUCACCACAAUGUGCCAAUGUUGAUUCGCAGAAAGGAGGCAAAAGAUUACGGUACGAAGAAGAUGGUGGAAGGCCAUUACAAAGAAGGAGAAAACUGUCUGAUUGUAGAGGACGUGGUCACAAGUGGCGGAUCUGUAAUGGAAACUGUUCAGACGCUUCAGUCAAUAUCAGUAAAUGUCACUGAUGCUAUAGUUUUGCUGGAUAGGGAGCAAGGUGGAAAAACAGCCCUGAGGAAAAAAGGCAUUACACUUCAUAGUGUUUGUACUUUGACAACAGUACUAGAAGUGCUGGAAUCCCACAGCAAGUUAGAUAAAAACAUUGUGGAGAGGACAAGAAAAUUUAUCCAGGAGAACAGAUUUGAUGUGGAUACUUCAACAAAUGGCCCAGAGAAAAAUGUACUGGAUCCAAAUAAAAAAACAAAAUUUACAGUCUUUAGUUACGCAGACAAAAUGAAGAUUUGCAAAAAUGCUGUUGUCCGUGGUUUGUAUGAAAUAAUGGACAAAAAGAAAACAAACCUGGCUAUUUCUGUUGACCUUACUAACUCAGAGGAAAUAUUAAAGUUGUUAGAUGCUGUUGGACCUUAUAUAUGUAUAGCAAAGACUCAUGUGGAUAUCAUCACAGAUUUUUCUGAGAAUUUCAUCAAGUCACUGACAGAUCUGGCCGUAAAGCAUCAUUUCCUUCUGUUUGAGGACAGAAAGUUUGCAGACAUUGGGAAUACUGUAAAACAUCAGUAUGAGAGAGGAAUAUACAAGAUCAGUUCCUGGGCAGACAUUGUCAACUGUCAUCCUGUCCCCGGGGAGGGGGUCAUACAAGGUCUCAAGGAGGUUGGUCUUCCACUAAACAGAGGUUGUUUGUUAAUAGCAGAAAUGAGCUCUAGUGGUAGUUUAGCAAAAGAUGAAUACACGAAAGCUGUUGUCAGUAUGGCAGAGAGACACAAGGACUUUGUUGUGGGAUUCAUCUGUCAAUCAAAAUUGACCUCUGACCCUGACCUCAUCCACAUGAUGCCAGGUGUGCAACUGAAUGCAAAGGGAGACAACUUGGGACAGCAAUAUACAUCUCCAGAGGAUGCAGUUAAGUCACAUGGUGCUGAUGUUAUCAUAGUUGGGCGUGGCAUCACCAAGUCAACAGAUCCUGUUGCUAUGGCAAUACAGUAUCAAACAGCGGGAUACAGGGCCUAUCAAGAGCUAUUACAGUGAACUUUAAGUUUAAAGUGACUGAACUGUUAUAUAAUUAUAUUUGUUUGUGCCAAGCAUAACCAGAUUUUCUAAAAAUAUUGGUAAUAUUUGAUGGUUUAAAAGGAGAUAUUUCAUUAUUGCAGAGAGUCUUGCAACUUACAUGUAUGAGUUCAUUUAAAAAUGUGUUCAAAAUUUGUCAAUAUCUGUAAACUUUAUCAUGUUAAUCUGUCUAUUCCUCUAUUGUAAGUAUUUUCAUCCCAAAAUAUGAUUCUUAGAAUCAAUAUUACCUACUUUAUAGUAGUGGUUCAGGUGGAGAAACUUAAAUAUGAAUAAAUAGAUUUAAAACA
Molecule: messenger RNA, 1802 nt
Organism: Saccostrea echinata
Lineage: Eukaryota; Metazoa; Mollusca; Bivalvia; Ostreida; Ostreidae
Product: uridine 5'-monophosphate synthase-like
Exons: 11
Coding region: 1-1476 (491 amino acids)
Biological process (GO): 'de novo' UMP biosynthetic process; 'de novo' pyrimidine nucleobase biosynthetic process
Molecular function (GO): orotidine-5'-phosphate decarboxylase activity; orotate phosphoribosyltransferase activity
Source: RefSeq, a predicted model, not a curated record